Molecule: messenger RNA, 1476 nt
Organism: Rotaria socialis
Lineage: Eukaryota; Metazoa; Rotifera; Eurotatoria; Philodinida; Philodinidae
Source: the annotation of a GenBank genome assembly
AUGGUGGACAUACUUUAUAUUAUUACGUUAGUUCCAACGGUACUUCUAUCAUCGUUGAGAUCGGAUGAUGAUGCAUUUGAUAAAAUAAAUUAUAAGUACACUGUUGCUUUACUCGUUCUUUUUGCGACGAUAACAGCAACGAAACAAUUUGACGAUGAUAGAAUAGAAUGUUGGAAUCGAGCAAAUUUUAUAAAAUCUUACAUAGCGUAUACAAAUCAAAUAUGUUACAUUUCGUCAACAUAUUAUGUUAAUCGGAAUAAGACAAUACCUGACAACAUACAAGACCGAAUGGAUCGUAGAUUAAAUUAUUAUCAAUGGACACCGUUUAUUAUUUUACUGAUGGCAUUAUUUUUUUAUAUACCACGUUUAGUAUGGCGUGCGUUAAGUGUUCGUUCAGGUAUUGAUCUUCUCGAUUUGGUUGAAGCAGCUGAUGACAUAAGAUCAGUUAAACAAUUCGAUGGGCAUGGUCCAUUAGUCCAACAUAUUGUUGAUACAAUUGAUAUGUAUGUUGAUGAUGCACGUCGACAAAUCGAUGCUGAAAAACGACAAACAGCAUUAUUCAGGAAACUCUUUCAAUUAGUUUGCUGUAUGACUGGAAAAUUUCUAGGCAAUUAUUUUAUUACACUUUAUAUAUUUGGAAAGCUGUAUUAUAUUUGCAAUGUUAUUUUACAAAUAUGUUUAUUGAAUAUAUUUCUGGGAACGAAUUUUUUAAAAUUCGGCUUUGAACGUGUUAAAUUAUUUCGUUACGGACUCAAUCAGCCAGAAUCAAAAUAUUUUCCUCGAGAAACAUUCUGUGAUUUUUAUGUACGCGAACCAUUACGCGGUGGAGAACCAUUACAAAGAAUUACUGUCCAAUGCGUACUAACUGUUAAUCUUUUCAAUCAGCAAAUCUUCACUUUACUUUGGAUUUGGUUCGUUGUUCUAUUUUUUCUCAAUAUUUAUUCUCUAUGCUCGUGGAUUGGACGUCUUGCUAUAUAUAAAAAUCGACAUAAUUUUAUACAAUCGCGUCUUACGCGUAUAUCACGCCUUGAAAUUCCACGUUUUCGCAUCGACUUUAAACAUGCUACACGCGAAAAAGGUGAUUAUGUACAUGAAGCACUUAUACGAGCGUUCAUAACGGAAUAUUUAGAACAAGACGGAUACUUUUUCAUACGCAUGCUAACAGUUAACGUCUCUGAUUUUAUCGUACAAGAAAUCCUUGAAAAAUUGUGGGCUCACUAUGUAAUGCGAUAUGGUGAAAGAGAUGCUACUAUUGCUGAGUUAUCUUAUUGUAGCACUCGAUCAGAAGAAUCAACUUCGGCAGUUACUUCAACGAAUUAUCGUAUGCAACGUAUAGCUGAUGAAUUUAGAGGCGCAAGUGAUGCUAAGCGAAAAUAUUUAAAGCAGCUUUCUGAAGUUGGAGCAUUUUUACCAGAACCAAUGACGACAAAUGAGGCAAUCUCAAGCUCAAAUCAACAGAAGAAACAACAAGUUUAG